Messenger RNA from Cynara cardunculus var. scolymus (artichoke), 993 nucleotides. RefSeq lists its product as uncharacterized. Bases 450 to 875 code for a protein of 141 amino acids. Gene Ontology annotation, cellular component: nucleus; mitochondrion. The record is from RefSeq and is a predicted model, not a curated record. NCBI's taxonomy places the organism in Eukaryota, Viridiplantae, Streptophyta, Magnoliopsida, Asterales, Asteraceae. The transcript is spliced from 4 exons. Gene Ontology annotation, biological process: mitochondrion organization.
CCAAGUGGUUGUUGGUCACUUGGUUGGUUCGUUAGCUAGCAUGGUACUAAAACACUGUGGCAAACCUCCCUAAUUCUUACAAAGCAAGAUACCAAUAUCCAGAAAGCUAAAGACCCUCAAGUUAAUUAAUCUUGUGUACCUAAACACACUACAAUUCGAAAACAAGCGCACAUGACAAAAAAUGACGGUUAAUUCUCAAUUUGAUCUUUCAUCCACAAACACCUCAUGAGGAUGCACUUUCAGUGAAAAUGCAAAGAACCCAAGUUGCCAUGUAGACCAAUGAUUUUCCAACACAGGUUGAAAAUAUAUGAAACUACACAUGACUGGAACUAAUGGUUUCAUCAUGUGGGAGUUGGACAUGAUGCAUGUCUCUUUUGGCUUUUACGCUUAAAAGCAUGGUAGUUUAUAUGUUUCAUGUUGUUUCGAAUUUUGUUUAGCCAUGCACAUGGAUGUUCAGUACUAAAACCGUGUAUAUUGCAGGAAGGUCGGCCCGUGCACCUGCUCGUGCUCCAGCACGCAACCCCUCUGCACCAGCAAGCCGUGCACCCCCUCCUGCCCCUGUUCAGGCCAGCAGUGGUGGAUCAAUGCUUGGAGGCAUUGGUUCCACCAUAGCCCAAGGUCUGGCGUUCGGUACUGGAAGUGCUGUUGCUCACAGGGCUGUGGAUUCUAUAAUGGGUCCUCGUACAAUCCAGCAUGAAACUGUUGGUGCUGCUGCUCCGGAUGCUGCCACAACCAACUCUGUCUCUGAUGCUUGUGGCAAUCACUCCAAGGCAUUCGCAGAUUGCAUAAACAGCUCUGGGAGUGACAUUAGCAAGUGCCAGUUUUACAUGGAUAUGUUGGCAGAGUGCAGGAGGAACUCAAGCCUUGCAGUUUGAUAAUAAUCAGCUAUGUUGUUAUUGAUUGAAUUGGUUUAUGGUGUCUCUCAUCAUUUUAUGAACUAAAACUACUUUAUUGACCAAUAAAAUGGCAUCGAUGUUUUUUGCUGGAUUCAAA